AUGGCUGGAGCAACGCAAAAACCCAAGCGGACGACAAAAGCGCCUACAGCCAUCAAGCAGGCGUCAACGCUAGCCCUAGGUGGAAAUUCAAUUGACGAUACAUUUAUUGCCAAGGGCGGCGAUGAGUCUGGACUGGCAAUGAGCGACGCCGAUUUGCAAGAUGCAGGGGCUGGUGGGUUCACUUUUGAUUCGCCUGUGGGUGGCGGCGGUUCGUCGCCGGCAUGGUCCAUGAGCUCAGGCAGCAACCACGGUUCCUUCAGUGCGGCGGAUCCGCUGGCGACAUCAAGCACAGGCUGGGGGCCCCAGGAGCCAAUGUUUCCGAGCACAGUGGAUAAUUCAGUGGCGGGCACAACUACCGCCGCAGAUGCAAUGCUUGACGGGUGGCUGCAGCAGUUUGUCAACACGGAGGCCAUGGAUGGCAAUAGCAAGUCGCGCGCGCAGCCCACUGGUGAUGAUGCCAGUGCAGAAUGGCGGAUCGCCACUGCCGCUGUCGCUGGUUCCGGCGGCCAGUGCGGCCACAAACCCGCUGUCGUUUUCACCGGCAGAGCCGAGCAUGGAUAUCCUAGAUCAGUCGACGGUUGCGGCUAUUGCCAAUGCGUCGCCGGACAUGCUGGUGUCAAUGCUGUCGUCGGCAGCAGCCCUAUGUGGCGCCAGCUCCGGCAGCCCGGUGGGCGAAACGUCGGUCCCAGCUAUGAGCACAAUCACAAACAAGCGGCGUGGGCGCAGAGCCUGAUAACGCCAAUGGCGAAUAUUGCCCCACAAAAGACAUUGUCUGUGUCUGAAUCUCCCUCUACUAUUGCCACUCCGCCGCCAGCCAAGAAGCAGCGGCGACCCACUGCGCCGCCAAAGGCAGCCGGUAUUACAGAAGCAGCACAGGCAGUAAGGGGCUCCACACCGGCUACCGCCGUGGCCUCAUCGGGCAGUAAUGCUUCGUCGCCACGUCCUCGCAGCGUUAGCGGCGGCAGUAACGGUAGCAACGGCAGCAACAGCAGCAGCGCUUCGCAGCGCCUCAUUGCACCUCUGGCUCCCCGGCAGCAGCCGCAGGUGCAGUCAGCCAGUGGGCAGCCGCGCUCGGGCUCAAAUACACCGCCUGGGCUGAGCGUGUUGGCAAAGAUGGCACAGAAGCAGGCGCCCAUGCAGGUGGCCGACCCCGACCAUGGGCUGCGUCCGAUUGCACAGGCACACGCCCCUCAGGCACGCAGGCCGUCGAUUGCCCCCAUGGCAGCGGCGCCAGCAAAGCAGGCAGGCGGCAGCGCCGACCCAGCCGCGCAGAAGCGGCAGGAGAGACUGAUCAAGAAACCGUGCGGCGGCACUGCUGAGCCGCAAGCGCAAGCGCGAGUACUUGACCAAGCUCGAGUCCGAGCGGCGAGCAGCAAAAAGAAGAGCGCCGGGCAAGUGGCGGGCCAGCGCAGUGACAGCCAGGCCGCCGCAUCGAAGCCCUCGGAUGCCAUGCAGGUCGACGAGGAGUUUGUCGGCGGCUCGCUGCUGAGCUCCAUUGCGCCUGUGCUGCCGGCUUCACUGAAACCUGGAGCUCCUUCGGCCCAGAACUCACUGCGCCAGGCGGCGGCAGCCAAGGCGGCGGCCAAUGCUGUGCCGCGGACCAUCCGGCCGCGCGUGUCCCUGCCGGUCAACGCACCCAAGACCCAACAGCAGCAGCAGCAGCAGCAGCAGCAGCAAGCUGGCAGUACUGAGCUGUCGGUGCAGCCGGCAGUGGCCAAGCCGCGUGCAAUGGGAGCGGUUCUGAUGGCAAUGCUGUUUUCGUUCUCGCUCUUCACCCUGCCGUCGCUCUACACGUCCGACAACUCGCUGACGGCAGGAGGCUCGCAGAGUGCGGGCAUUUUGCCAGCGACCGAGUCCCGGCUGCUUAUCUCUGGGGCGAAGCAGCGCAACGAGAGCGAGGCGUCGGGUGAGCCGCCGCUGAUUGAGCGUGUGAGGCGGUCGAUUUCGGCCAUGACGCAGCAGGUGGAUGGCGGCAGCCCCUCGGCUAACAACAGCUCUGCGAGCGAGCCGGCUGGCAGUCCGGCGUCGUCCUUGUCGGUUGUGUCGCAGCAGCGCCCGGCCGAGUCUGGGAAGCCGCUUGACUACGCGAUGAUGUUCUGCCAGAAUGUCCAGCACGUGUUGUUUGCAGGCGACGCGGAUCCAUCGGCUAUGCGCGGAUUCGAGUCGCAGCAGCAGUACCGGCCUGCGUCGGCACGGGUCCUGCGCGCGACAUACCCAGCAGCUACUCAGGAGGUCUCUGAGCAGGGCAUUGUGCAGCACUAUGGCGACCGCUCGCUGGAAGAGGACAGCAAUGUGGUGGGACUGGCGGGAUCUGGCAAGGAGCUGGUUCCCACUUUGGCUGCGGCGGGAGCGCAGAAGCGUCCGCGCAUGUCGUUCUACUCGCCUGUGGUUGCUGGCGACGCGGUGGAGGACGACCACCACUCGGCGAUCCUGCCGCCCUGGGAGGAGUACGCGAAGAUGGCUGCCCCUAUGGAUGGCGCCAAGCAAAAGUAUCUGCGUAUUGAUGUCGAGGUCGUGGGCAGCCGCUGGGUCACUGCGGACAAGUUUGCCAACGGUCUGUUUUGA
This is a messenger RNA of Linderina pennispora, 2565 nucleotides long. RefSeq lists its product as uncharacterized. Lineage: Eukaryota; Fungi; Kickxellomycota; Kickxellomycetes; Kickxellales; Kickxellaceae. The coding region runs from base 1 to 2565 and encodes 854 amino acids. The transcript is spliced from 7 exons. The record is from RefSeq and is a predicted model, not a curated record.